AUGUCCACCUCGCCCGCCGUGCCGGGCGGUUCACCCGCAUCGCUACGCAGUAGCAGUGGUGGUCGAAAAGGUCGAGAGGGCAGUCUACCGGCUGUCACGCCCAUCAUGGAGGAUAUGGACGGCGAGAUAGCAGCCUCAGGCAACGACACGGGUAACAGUGGGAGUGGAAGUGGCAGCGAUGAGCAGGAGGAAUUUGAAUAUGGACUGGAAGGCACGCCUGGCGAGACAUUGAGCGACAGCGAUGUCGUGCCCCCGAUGAGCUCGCGGCAUUUCUCGCCCCCGACAUUGACCAGCACCAUGUCGAGUACAGCAGUCGAGGACAGCAUCACGCCACUCAGUGCCAUGUCGGGCUACCAGUGGACACCAGCGACCACCGUCCGGAGCAGUACGGGUAGCAUGAACAGCAGGACCUACGACAGCAUGCCGACUAGUGCGCGACCACCAUACGGCCCUCCACAUCCCCACAUCAUCACGAAUGGUCUGCAUAGCUCGCAGCAACGACCGGUUCGACCGAGUAAUUCUCGGACGCCCAGUAAUGCAUACAACCCGGCUCGUCGACCGCACCAGUGGAGCAUGAACAGCUCCUCAUCGAGAAGGAACACCUCGACCAACAGGAACAGACGUGGCAUGCGGAACCCAGAUAGCGACUAUCGCGCUCAAGAGAAGGCUUAUGUGCAACGAAUCCAGCAGAUAGGACCCGACAAUGACUUUUACAGCGACUCUCAGACGCCCAGUCUCGACUACAGUGAUGAGACGCCGAGCGAAGGUGACGAAGAAAGCCCGACGAGCAAUGCACAUGCCGAUAGUGACCCGCACGACCAGGAAAUGCUCCUGUACUACGGAAAUGAGGACAUGGAACCGUCAGUGGAGGAGCUCAGAAUACCCGCGAAUAGAGAACGGCUCGAGUGGCAUGCUAUGUUGGCUAACGUCUUGACUGGAGAUGUGGUCAAGCAAGAGAAGAAACGUCUGAUUGGUGGUCCGGAUCAAGGAGGCGAGAACACUAUGAAGUCUGAGAUCUGGCUGGGCGUUCGAGCAAAGUGCUGCGGUCGGUCUCUCGUAGCACAGCGGCGCCUGAUCGAAGAUGGGAGGUCGAAGGUCAAGGGUGCUAUCGAAGCAAUAGUAGCAUUCGAGAUCAAGGGCGAAGCCGAGGUUGGGCAGAGUCCACUUGAGCAGGUGCAAGAGAUAGUCAAGAAGAUCGAGAAGACGGAGAGCUUGUACCCGACUCGCGAUGCCUUCGAGACUGCUGAGCCGCGUGCUGCGUCACCAUCGUACAGAGAGACGUGCGACGCUGUGCUUGCAUGGCAUAACACCACCGAGCUGAUCAACACCGAGCUCGGUAUUCUGCAGACGUGGGUUGGCAAUGUCGAGCUUGACUUUACUAAGCCACGAUCACGUCCUGCUACCGAGGGUCAAUCUGGCCAACUGUUUGACGACAGCAGUUUCAUUGAGCGGAUACUAAAGGAGGACGGUCUGAAGAGUUUGCAGGGCGACAAUAACUUGCUCAACGGUGUAAACAAUGUCAUACAGAAGGCGAAGACCACGCUCAUUCACAACGCCGAAUCCUUUGCGGAUCGACAUCUGCCACCUUACAUUGAGGAGCUUCUUACUCUUAUCAACUUCCCGAGCAGGCUCAUACAAGAGAUCAUCCGUAUGCGGCUCAGCUACGCCAAGAAGAUGAAAGAUCCAGCACAGCAAGGCGUCAUGAUGGCCGAGCAAAUGAUCUUGCAAUUCCAGAUCCUGCUCAAGCUCGCGGUCCGUAUCAAGGAAAGCUACCUGUUCAUCAGUCAGCCCGAACCUGGUUGGGACCUACCAUCCUGCAUCGACGAAGGGUUCGAUGGCGUCGUACUGGACGCGCUAAAGUUCUACUUUCGCAUGCUCAAUUGGAAAUUGAUGGCCAACAAAAACACCUUCAAGGAAGCCGAAAUCCUAGAGCAAGAGUGGGACUUUAGUAAUGAGCUCGGUCGACACCUGGACGGCGGUGACGUGGAAGUUGCGGAGCAGUUCAGCUCGCUCACGAGCAAGUCCUUGGCUCGUCUGACAUCGCACUUCGAAAAGGAGCUGCAGCGACGACCGGAUGAGAUUGCUGGGACGGAGAUGGAUAAGAGGUAUAAAGCCAUUCUUGACUCGGUACGUGUGAGGCAGCGGAAGAUAUUCCGUUUCGGCAGGAUUCUGUCGCAGAGGUUUGAGAAUGCGACGGAGUAUAAUCUCAACAUCGACUGGGAGCAUCAUCAGGAACUCCUGGAUGCGCUGAUGGUUUCUGGGCAUGUUCUGGUGGAGACUUCGGGGUCUGCAGAGGGUUCUGCCGCUGCCGGUGAAAAGAGUGAUAAGGCCGCUGGCAAGGGCGCAGGUAUCUAUGUGAUUGCAAGUCCGAGUUUGAUUGAUAGGCCGAAGGACAUUCAGAGUAUGCUGGGCACAUGCUAUCAUGCUGAGGAUGGACCGGAGGACCCGGAGAAUCCCUAUCUGCUGAUCCUUAAGCCGGAGAAUCCAUUGCGAUGGGAUGGACAAGUCAUGGAGUCUGUGCCUGGUCAGGUUAUACGACAGCCGUUGCUUGGUCUGAAGGUGGGACGACUGCGCCUGGUAACGGAUGGUAGCCUGGAGCGACUGGCGCAGGCUAAUGAGCGCUUCAUGUCCGUCUGCAAUGGCAUUGAGCUGUCUAUGCUGGUCGAGCAGCGUGCCAAUCUACAAGGUGUCUUCUCGGAGCUGGUCAAGAUCCGCAAAACUGCUUACAAGUUGUCAAACACCAUCAUGGACAGUGUCGAGAUCGUGCGAAAGCAGACGCAAGGACUGCAAUGCCAGGAACUCAUCCAGACAUGUUUUGCCUUUGCCACGGAAUUUGGACAGCGAUCGGCCAUUUACUUUGAUCAGCAGCGUCGUGCUAUGCAUCAGCUUAAGCUCACACAUUUGGCGCUCGAUUGGGUCAGCUUCAUCUGUGAUGAUUGUGUUGCUAGCGACAAGAAGACUUUCAGAUGGGCGGUUGUGGCUUUGGAGUUUGCUAUGAUGAUGACGAGAGGACAGAAUAUCUUGUCCAUCUCAGAAGACGAAUAUGCUACUUUACGAUCGAAGGUGGCCGUGUGCAUGGCAUUGCUGAUCAGCCAUUUCGAUAUCAUGGGCGCAAGAAGCACCGUUGCCGCCCAAGCCGAGAAACAGCGCAUCGAGAUGUCUGGUAAGGGCACCAAGAUGAACCUGAGCAGUCUGAAGGACGACGAGGAGAGUAUUAGAGUCGUGAGAAUGCAAUGGAUCGAAGAGCUCGAGAACAUUGACCAAUUCCGCCGAGAUCGCGAGGCAGAACGACAAGCUCUAGGAAGAGUUUUGGAGGACAGCAACGAGGCAGAUCGUGCCCUGACGCAACUUAGUGGGAGCGCGGGCAACGUGCAUCUCCGAUGGCAACAAGGACAAUUCAUCGGAGGCGGCACUUUCGGCACGGUCUAUGUUGGCAUCAAUCUUGACUCUACCCAGCUUAUGGCUGUCAAGGAGAUUCGACUCCAGGAUCCGAAGUUGAUUCCGACUAUCGUCAGUCAGAUUCGGGAUGAGAUGAGGGUCCUUUCUGUCCUCGAUCAUCCCAAUGUGGUGCAAUAUUUUGGGAUCGAGCCGCAUCGAGAUAAGGUGUACAUCUUCAUGGAAUACUGCUCUGGUGGCUCACUCGCUUCAUUGCUCGAACAUGGACGCAUCGAGGACGAAACAGUCAUACAAGUCUACGCCCUUCAGCUCCUUGAAGGUCUCGGCUACCUCCACGAAGCCAACGUUGUACAUCGUGAUAUCAAACCCGAGAACAUCCUUCUCAACGACAUGGGCGUAAUCAAGUUCGUCGACUUUGGUGCUGCGAAAGUCAUAGCCAAACAAGGCAAGACUGUCGUAGCCGAUGGUCCAGAUGGUCGAGGGAACAAGGGCAGUAUGCAGGGAACGCCAAUGUACAUGUCCCCCGAAGUCAUCAAGGGUCAGAAACCACGCAAUACUCGUCUCGGCGCAGAAGACAUCUGGUCCCUCGGCUGUGUGAUCAGCGAAAUGGCUACUGGAUCUCGUCCCUGGGCGGAUAUGGAUAAUGAAUGGGCGAUCAUGUACAACAUUGCUCAAGGCCACUCGCCGCAGAUGCCUACCCGCGAACAAAUGAGCGAAGUUGGUCUGGAUUUCUUACGCCGAUGUUUUGAGCGGGACAGUGCCCGUCGAGCUUCGGCGGCUGAGUUGUUGCAGCAUGAGUGGAUUUUGAGUAUUCGCAGUCAGCUGGAUUUGGAGACGACGGGGACGCCACAGACACCCGCUAGUGAGUCGGGGUAUGGGAGUGGAAGUGGGAGCGGUUAUAACAGUGCUGCUGGGUCGGCGCAUCCGAGUCGGCAUAAUAGUGAUUGGAGGGAUGAAGAGGGGCAAUGA
This is a messenger RNA of Recurvomyces mirabilis, 4365 nucleotides long. RefSeq names its product Suppressor of Sensor Kinase (SLN1) (gene SSK2). The transcript has a single exon. The coding region runs from base 1 to 4365 and encodes 1454 amino acids. Gene Ontology annotation, molecular function: ATP binding; MAP kinase kinase kinase activity. NCBI's taxonomy places the organism in Eukaryota, Fungi, Ascomycota, Dothideomycetes, Mycosphaerellales, Teratosphaeriaceae. The record is from RefSeq and is a predicted model, not a curated record. Gene Ontology annotation, cellular component: cytoplasm. Gene Ontology annotation, biological process: protein phosphorylation; p38MAPK cascade.